AUGCCGAUGGCAUCCCUGGGACUCGGCGAUGCUAUGGUUAAGAAGUUUAUGGUCCAGCUAGUCGAGGGAAUCCGCUACUGCCAUAGUCGCCGCAUCUUGCACCGUGAUCUGAAGCCCCAGAACUUGCUCAUUGACCGUGAUGGUAACCUGAAGCUCGCCGAUUUUGGUCAGGCAAGAGCCUUCGGUGUCCCUCUACGGACUUACACCCAUGAGGUCGUUACACUGUGGUAUCGGUGCCCCGAAAUCCUGCUUGGGGGCCGCCAGUAUUCCACUGGUGUUGAUAUGUGGUCCGUCGGCACUAUUUUCGCCGAGAUGUACACCCGCAAACCAUUAUUCCCCGGUGACUCGGAGAUCGACGAGAUCUUCAAGAUAUUCCGUGUCCUCGGCACCCCCGACGAAGAGCUUUGGCCCGACGUCACUUAUUUCCAGAUUGCAAGGCCACUUUCCCCAAGUGGAAGCGCCCCGAUGCGUCGAUUGUCCCUGGCAUGGAGCCAGCUGGUCUCGAACUGCUGGAUGCCCUGCUCGAGUACGACCCCGCCCACCGGCUUUCGGCGAAGCAAGCCUGCAUCCACCCCUAUUUCCGGAACAGCAGCUCAUACUACUCGGGCCGUCUCAAGCGCAACGGUCUUCAUCAAAACCAGCUGGUAA
Messenger RNA from Penicillium canescens, 648 nucleotides. RefSeq lists its product as uncharacterized. NCBI's taxonomy places the organism in Eukaryota, Fungi, Ascomycota, Eurotiomycetes, Eurotiales, Aspergillaceae. Gene Ontology annotation, molecular function: cyclin-dependent protein serine/threonine kinase activity; cyclin binding; ATP binding. Gene Ontology annotation, biological process: protein phosphorylation; signal transduction; G1/S transition of mitotic cell cycle. The coding region runs from base 1 to 648 and encodes 215 amino acids. The record is from RefSeq and is a predicted model, not a curated record. The transcript has 3 exons. Gene Ontology annotation, cellular component: cyclin-dependent protein kinase holoenzyme complex; nucleus; cytoplasm.